AUGACAACCAGUAUAGUCAAACAUUCAUCUGAUUGUGCUAAAUGUGCUAUUUGUCAAUGUCGUUGUUGUAUAAAUAAACGUACAAAAUGUUCACGAGUAAAAAAAUCUCUUAUUCAAUCGGAUAUACAAUAUAAUGAUCAUGAACGUCAUUGUUUACUUAUUCUUGUACGUCAUGGAAUGAGUCAAGAUGAAGUUGAUAAACGUUUUUCUGGAUGGAAUGAUUGUGAUAUAUCAAAUAUUGGUCAACAACAAAUGCAUCAGACAGGUCAAGCACUUCAUCAAGCAAAUUUUUCCAUUGAUAUAUGUUUUACAAGUGUCCUUAAACGUGCUAUUAAAUCUUUGUUUAUUAUUCAAGAAGAAAUGGAUUAUUUAUGGUUACCUGUAAAUAAUAUAUGGCGACUUAAUGAUCGUAUGUUAGGUAGUCUGACUGGUUUUCAUCGUGAUAGAGCUGAAUCUUUAUUUGGUCAAAAUCAAAUCAAAGAAUGGCUCACACGAUCUGAAUCGGCACCUCCAUUACUUGAAGAAUCGAAUACAUUACAUCCUAGAUUGAAUUAUAAAUAUCGUAAUAUCUCUUCGAUUGUUCCAUCGACAGAAACGCUUAUUGAUGUUCGAAAACGACUUUUACCGUUCUUUUAUGAUCAAUUAUUAAGUAAUUUAUAUUUUGGUAAAAAUAUUCUUGUUGUUACACAUGAAGAUAUAAUAAAAGCACUCAUUCGUCUUUUGAAUAAUUAUACUGUAGAUGAAUUUGGUAAUCAAGAGAUACCAAUUGGUAUACCUAUUAUAUUUGAAUAUUCAUUAAAUACAAAUGAAUUAUUUAAUGCUUAUUAUCUUUCAUCAACAUUACUUGGGAAUAAUACAGAUAAUCAAUAUCACUUAUUUCCAAUAGGAUUUGGUAAUAAAAUAUUAACAACAACGAAAGAUAUCAUGAAACAAUUACCAUUACUAAAUAUUAAUUCGAACAUAUCUAAAGAGAAACGAAAUAUUUAUAAUAAAAAACAUUCAAUGGAUACAAACGAUCCAUUCAUGGAUAUAGAUAAUAUUUCUGAUAUAAAUGAUUCCAGAGUAGUUGUUCCCCUAGAUGAUCAACAACAAAAUGAUAAAGAAUUCGAAUCUUCAACACUACCGACAGCUGGUAUUUCCUUACAUGAAUCGGCUACAUCAAUUCAAGCAAAUCUGAACGAUGAUGUACUAAUUCGAGAUGGCAAUGCUUUUUCUGAUAAUGCUCAUGUCAUUAGUUCAUCAAAACGAAAACCAGAUCAUAUAAUAAAGAAAGAUAAAAAUUGUUGUUCAUCUACUUCUGCUAUAUAUAUGCCAUCGAUCGACAAAAAUGUUAUGAAACAGAUUACAUAA
Molecule: messenger RNA, 1350 nt
Organism: Rotaria sp. Silwood1
Lineage: Eukaryota; Metazoa; Rotifera; Eurotatoria; Philodinida; Philodinidae
Source: the annotation of a GenBank genome assembly